AUGGCUAAAGCGGUAUCGGUCCGAGCGGACAGAGCGUCAGAUGGCGGCGGAGGGACGGGAGUAAGCCAAGUCGAAUUCACGAAGACCUCUGCUGCAUUGCCGGCUGUAGCCGCCGCCGCCGCCGCAGCAGCAGCAGCAGUAGUUUGUGUAACGGAGACAGGGGGAACAGUAGAUGCGGGCGAAGAAGCAGGAGUCACAACACGAGGCGCAGGCAGUGAAGGGAUAGCUGAAGCAGGCAGGGAAGGAACAGUUGUAGCAGGCAGUGAAGGGGCAGAUCCAGCCGGCAGUGAAAGGAGAGAUGUACGAGGCAGAGAAGAGACAGCUGUAGCAGGCAGUGAAAGGGCAGCUGUAGCAGCAGUAGGGCCAUCGACGGGCAGCGAUGGCUCAGAUCCGAGCAGGCACACACCGUGCGACCAGGGCACUCGUCGCACGAGGUGUCGCGACGCAGCGAGGAAGUGGGAUUUUCGCAGCAACGACAGCAGCGGUAGAAUCUCGUCACAGGGCAUAGAGAGUAAGUCUGGGAGGCAGCCGUGUAAGGGAAGGAGCGGGGAAGGAGGGAUGGGGGGAGGCGCAGGGGCAAAGCAGUCUGGGCAGGCAAUUAGCGCCAAAGCACCGGUUAGCACCAAAGCAUCGACUACUAGCUUUAAGGCUCCCACGAGCAGCAACGCAGCGCCUAGCACCGCCAAGGCAGCGCCGCUCCUGGGUCGGCUGUCAGGCCCCUCGCGCGUUCCCGCUGUCUCCCUGCACGAGUGCCCUGUCUUCCACCCGUCGCCCGAGGAGUUCGCCGACCCCUUGCGAUUCAUCGCACGCGUUCGCCCGAUCGCAGAGCCGUGCGGCAUGUGUCGCAUAGUUCCCCCUCCGGGCUGGGAUCCGCCGUUCGCGCUGGACCGCGCCAAGUUCCGCUUCCGCACCAAGGUGCAGGCGCUCCACCAGCUGCAGCGCCGCCCCGCGCCCGCCGACCCCGCCACCUUUGCGCUCGACUACCUCCGCUUCCUCGCGGAUCUCCGCCUUGCGCCCCCGCCCGCGCUGCAGCGCGCACUUGCGCGCGCGGGGAUGGGGGCGGGGAAAAAGGGGGUUUCGGCGGAGGACAGGGCGGUGGUGGCGGCGGAAGCCAUGCGCGCGGGCGCGGUGGACAUCUGCGCGCUGUUCCACGCCGUGCAGCGGCGGGGGGGGUUUGCGCGCGUGAGUGAGAGCAGGGCGUGGGGGGAUGUGCUGCGGUCGGUGCUGCAGGGCGAGACGGGCGCGGGGGAAAGGGAAGGGGCGGGGAAGCGGACGAGCAUGGACGCGGGGGGGCUGAAGGCGGUGUACCGGCGGUGGCGGCUGGACGAGCUGCAGGCGUGGCGAGAGGCGGGCGCGGGCAGGGCGCAGGGGGACGAUGGGCGCAACGAGGCGCACGGGGAGGCGGCCGCCGAUGGGAAACGAAAACGACAAGAGAAGGAGGCGGAGGGGGAAAGAGGCAGCAAGGCGCAGAAGCGGAGUGAUGGUAGCGGCAGUGGGUUAAGUGCAAGCGAGGCUGGCGGCAGAUCUAGCAGCCAUUGGCGCGCAGCUAAGGCUGUGAGGUACCGGCAAGGGGAGGCAGGCGCGGAGGAAGGGGGAGAGGGGCAGGGGGAGGGCGAUGGGGGGGAGUCAGAGGGUGCUGAUGGCUCUGACUCGGACAGUGAGGACGCGGCAGCGGACGCUGUGUGUGAGAGGUGCCGAGGGGGGGGGCAUGAGGAGCAGAUGUUGCUGUGUGACCGCUGCGACCGUGGCUGGCACCUCUUCUGCCUCUCUCCACCGCUCUCCACCGUGCCGCUCGGCACGUGGUUCUGCCAGGACUGUGUGGCCCGCCCGCACGACACCUUUGGCUUCACGUCGGGCGGCAGCAUCUCCAUUGCCGCCUUGCAGCGCGCCGACCGCGCUCUGCGCGAGCGGCUCUUCGGCGCAAAGCUGGGCGGCGCGAUGACGCCUGCGCAGCUGGAGGAAGCCUUUUGGCGGGUAGUGGACGGGGCGGCAGGCCCCGUGGAAACCCUCUACGGCAGCGAUAUCGACACCGGCGCCUGUGGCAGCGGGUUCCCCAGGAGAGGGGAACCCGUGCCAGCGCAUGCGGUGCAGAGCGGUGUGAGUGAGGCGCGGUGGCGGGAGUAUGCGGAGGCGCGGUGGAAUGUGAACAACAUGGCACGGGAUGCAGCAUCGGUGCUGCGGUAUGUGGAGGACGCGAUCCCGGGGGUGAUAGUGCCGUGGCUGUACAUGGGCAUGACCAUGUCCGCCUUCUGCUGGCACUUCGAGGACCACUGCUUCUACUCCAUCAACUACCUCCACUGGUGCGCGCCCGCUUUCUCCUCUCCUCAUGCCGCCUUGUUGACGCUCAUCACAAAUCACCUUAUCCCCAUACCCUCCUUCCCUCCCCGGGCUCUCCCUUUGUGUCUGCUGCUUGUCGUGCCGUGUUGGGCUGCUGUUGGGGGCGGCAGGGGCGAGCCGAAGCUGUGGUAUGGCGUGCCGGGGCAUGCAGCAGAGGCCUUCGAGCAGGUCAUGCGGGCGGCCUUCCCGGACCUGUUUGAGGCGCAGCCGGACCUGCUCUUCCAGCUGGUAACCAUGUUACACCCCAUGGCGCUGCAUCGAGCGGGAGUGCCCAUCUACCGCACCGUGCAGGCCGCCCGCGAGUUCGUCGUCACCUUUCCACGCUCCUACCAUGCCGGGUUCAACCAAGGUAGGUUCUCCUCCCCCCUUCCUCCCUUCCUCUUCAUUUCUCCCCUCCACUUCAUUCCUCCCCUCCACUUCAUUUCUCCCCUCCACUUCAUUUCUCCCCUCCUCUUCAUUCCUCCCCUCCUCUUCAUUUCUCCCCUCCUCUUCAUUCCUCCCCUCCUCUUCAUUUCUCCCCUCCUCUUCAUUCCUCCCCUCCUCUUCAUUUCUCCCCUCCUCUUCAUUUCUCCCCUCCUCUUCAUUCCUCCCCUCCUCUUCAUUUCUCCCCUCCUCUUCAUUUCUCCCCUCCACUUCAUUCCUCCCCAACUGCUCGCACCACACUGGAAAUGUUCAACCUUUCUUUCUCCCGGGGGGCCUGAACGCCCCUCCCCUCUCUCUGCCACCCACUGCCUUCUGUGA
Closterium sp. Naga37s-1 is the source of this 3078-nucleotide messenger RNA. Lineage: Eukaryota; Viridiplantae; Streptophyta; Zygnematophyceae; Desmidiales; Closteriaceae. The record is from the annotation of a GenBank genome assembly.